Messenger RNA from Trifolium pratense (red clover), 860 nucleotides. RefSeq names its product 18.2 kDa class I heat shock protein-like. The coding region runs from base 211 to 681 and encodes 156 amino acids. The transcript has a single exon. Lineage: Eukaryota; Viridiplantae; Streptophyta; Magnoliopsida; Fabales; Fabaceae. Gene Ontology annotation, biological process: response to heat; response to salt stress; protein folding. The record is from RefSeq and is a predicted model, not a curated record.
AUAGAAAACCUAGAACUUUCUACACAUUUGGCGCGGAAACUACCAAACGGUUUUCGAAUUUUCUAGCAAAUACUCGUUUCCUCCUAUACUUGGUAUAAAUUCCUCAUCAGUAUCAUCUUCCAAACCAUCAAACAAUUGAAAAUCACAAUAUUCAAUAACAAUCAUCAAAGCUUUCAAAUCUUCAUUCAAGAAAUCACUUCGGAGAACAAAAUGUCGCUGAUUCCAAGUUUCUUCGGUGGCAGAAGGAGCAACGUGUUCGAUCCAUUCUCCCUUGACGUGUUCGAUCCAUUCAAGGAUUUUCCGUUAUCCAAUUCCCUAUCUGCUUCCUUUCCUGAAAAUUCUGCAUUCGUGAGCACACGUGUGGAUUGGAAGGAGACUCCAGAAGCGCACGUGUUCAAGGCAGAUCUUCCAGGACUGAAGAAGGAGGAAGUGAAGGUUGAGAUCGAAGAUGAUAAAGUUCUUCAGAUAAGCGGAGAAAGAAGCGUUGAAAAAGAAGAUAAGAACGAUCAAUGGCACCGCGUGGAGCGUAGCAGUGGAAAGUUCUUGAGGAGAUUCAGAUUGCCAGAGAAUGCUAAAAUGGAUCAAGUUAAGGCGAAUAUUGAGAAUGGUGUUCUGACUGUAACUGUUCCUAAAGAAGAAGUUAAGAAGCCUGAAGUCAAGACCAUUGAUAUCUCUGGUUAGAUACUAAUUAAUACUAAAUCGAGUUCUGUGUUAGAAUGGCGUUCUUUGCUUUAUCCUAAUGCGUGUGUUUUGUGUAUUGUGUGCGCGCGUGUGUGUAUGAAAGGAUAGACUGUAAUCAUGUAUGUGUUUUGUAAUUUCCAGAAUCUUAUGUGAAUGAAUUCCAGUUUGCAUUAGCCAUA